AAUUCUUGACUAAUCACGCACCUUUUGCCUCCUAUUAGAAUGGAAAACCGUAAAAGAAAACUGAAUAGAAACAAAGGCCGUUAUAGUGCAAACUAUAAGAGGAUACUAAUGGCGAUGAUGCGCGCUUUGCGUGCACAGAAUUCUCCUGUUUUCCAAACAAACCAAACUGUGAUCACGUUCGUUCAGGACUACGGCAUCAUCUGCAAUUAGCUAUAGCUGCACAAGGCAGUGCGUCACGAGCGGGCCUGCUAUUAGGUGAUAAGGGAAUUGAGUGAAUGCACGUUGUUGAUAUAAGUGAUGGACAGCUCGACUUAUUAGUACCACUGUAAACAGCUUAGCACUUUUACUGACAUUGAAAGUUUGCACAUUGUCCCGCCAAACAAUGGCUUUUCGAAAUUGGAAUUCGUAUCGUUUGAAACUUCCUGUCUAGUAGUUUCCGCAAAUGAUUAUGUAACAGCCAAAGAUGAGCACAAACAGUUCACAAAGUCCUAAAGCAAUGUCUAUUAGAAGGAUUCAAAUGAGGCGAAACGACACAGGCUCUCUGAGCAGAGAAUCAAGCUUCAGUUCUACUGAACUGUCUGUAAGUAGAAACAGCAGUUUUUCCAGCUUUUCAAGCCGAGCGACAAGCAGUAGUGAGGGAUGUUGCGAAACGGAAGAUUCAUCAGUGUCCAGAUCAAGUUCGACUGCCACGUCGUCUUCCAAGAAAGCCAAUGGAUUAUUGUUAUCUCUUGGAACAACACUCAAACACCCAGAAGGUCACCACAAAUCUUCAAAGAUCAGCAUUCUAAGGGAACAACUGAGGAAUUCGCAGAGGUCAAACGAUUACGAGGACAUGACUAAUACACAAAACAAAGGCGAGGUGAACAAAUCAUCCAACUUGUCGCUUCAAGACUUUGUUGUAACAGCAAAUCGCAUAAGCUCAGCAUUACAACACGAAACAUAUGUAGCGGCCAGACAGCGCUCCAAAUCCGACUGCAGCCACAGGGAAAUUGUCAAGACAGAAGAUACAAAGUUCUUUGUCGGACUUCAGGACACUUUGUGGCAACCAGAUCUCUCCUACUCGCUCGCAAACAACCAAAAUGCCCGCCCGCUAUCGAUGGAAAAUUCCUCACAAAGAAUUGCCGAGCUCGAGAAACAAGUCCAUUUACUGAUAAAGGAGAGACAUAAUAUUCGUAGAGAGCUUGAACAAACAAGAUGCGACCGUGGCCGGAUGAGACUCGAGCGUGACGCACUUAAGAAAGAGCGUGACAUUCUACGGCGUGACAAAGAAGAAUUGCAUCAAGAACUCUAUAACAGGAGCAACGUUAUACGGCAUCUUCAGGAGCACCUGACUAUGGCCUUGAUUCCAGUCCCCCCUACCAUUACUUUGGACGCUUUGAAGCUCACUACCAAUCACCCACUAACCGCUGGACAGAAACAACGCCUGCGAUCCAAAUCUGAAACACGCGUCCCAGAAUUUUAUUUACCUCGGGAUAAGAAUAAUUCGUAUACAUUUUUAUAGCACAGUCAGAAACUCGAAAUGUUGUACUAUAGGAUUAUAAAAUUUAUUCUGUACUUUAUGCAUUAGAUUGAGUUUUUUGCAUGUCCGUUCGGACACAAGAGAUAAUAAUAAAUGAAGAACAGGAGAGAUUGCUAAGCUAAAUUUUAAACAAUGAAAUUCCCUAAAAAAUAAAAAUAACGGAUCUUGCAGAUAACUCAGUAUUCAUCGUUCUUCUGUGAUGCGGGUAUAAAUCAUUAUUUUUUUUAGUCGCGGAUGGCGAGUCGCAAAGCAAAGUGCAUUUCAGCGAAAAUUGAGGGGAUUUCGUUUUCAGAAUUUAGCCUGACAAACUGCUUCCCCAGUCCUUGAAGAGACAGAGACGAGUCUAAAAAUCCA
This is a messenger RNA of Nematostella vectensis (starlet sea anemone), 1873 nucleotides long. RefSeq lists its product as uncharacterized. The record is from RefSeq and is a predicted model, not a curated record. Bases 464 to 1501 code for a protein of 345 amino acids. The transcript has 4 exons. NCBI's taxonomy places the organism in Eukaryota, Metazoa, Cnidaria, Anthozoa, Actiniaria, Edwardsiidae.